Diaporthe amygdali is the source of this 2358-nucleotide messenger RNA. Its product is annotated as wd repeat-containing protein jip5. The transcript is spliced from 5 exons. The coding region runs from base 1 to 2358 and encodes 785 amino acids. Gene Ontology annotation, molecular function: chitin binding; chitinase activity; protein binding. Gene Ontology annotation, biological process: chitin catabolic process; carbohydrate metabolic process. Gene Ontology annotation, cellular component: extracellular region. The record is from RefSeq and is a predicted model, not a curated record. NCBI's taxonomy places the organism in Eukaryota, Fungi, Ascomycota, Sordariomycetes, Diaporthales, Diaporthaceae.
AUGCAUUUCCUGGGUCGUCGUAUUGUAACGGCCCUAUUGCCGCUAGUCGCUGGCCUCAUCACCUUCACCGUUGCCAGCGACAAGGAACCCAUCUGUCUUAUACAACAUGAUGUGAUCCCUAACGACGAUGCUCUGAUCGACCCAAUCACCCACGUCGCGCUUGCCUUCAUGCGGUCGGGGCUGUUCCUGGACUCGAAUCGCACCGAGUGGCCCAGUGAUCGCAGUGUGGACUCGGCAAGGCAGGCUUUCGCCGAGGGCACCAAGAUCUUGGUGGCUAUUGGUGGAUGGGGUGAUACGGACUUCUCUCUCGCGGCUUGGAAUGACACCUCGCGAAAGCUGUUUGCCCAUAAUGUGGCCAGGAUGGUACAAGCCACUGGUGCUGACGGCGUCGACAUCGAUUGGGAGUACCCGGGCGGGAACGGCGAGGACUACAAGCAAGUGCCAAACUCGAAGAAAGAGUGGGAAAUCGACGCCUACCCGCUCCUGCUCGGCGAGCUUCGCUCCGCAUUGGGCCCUCUCAAGUUGAUCACAGCUGCAGUCCCCGGUAUUGAGCGCGAUAUGAUUGCAUUUAGACACAAUAUCGCAGACAUAGAGCCACACCUGGACUUCCUGAACGUCAUGACUUACGAUCUAAUGAAUCGCCGAGACAACGCCACGAAGCAUCAUUCCAGCAUCGCGGGCAGUCGUCAGACAAUUAUGAGAUACAUUUCUGACGGAGUUCCUCCAGAUAAAAUCAAUCUUGGGCUCGGGUUCUACGUGAAAUGGUUCAAAGCAGAUAAAGAAGACUGUGACAAAGCAAGGUCGCCUAUCGGCUGCAAGACCUUGCUUCUGGAAGACCCUGUCACAGGCGGAGACCUUGGACGAGCGGGGGCGUUCUCCUGGCAUGACGAGGUGCCUGAAGACAAGAGAACUUCCUUUCAACGGGCACUGACGAAUCGCCAGUACGACAAUGAGGAAGGAGCAACGUACUACUACGACUCGGAAGAGGCUCUUUGGUGGACAUUCGAUGAUCCUCACAGCAUCGACAACAAAAUCAAGCAGUUGAACAAAGAAUUGAAUCCGAUACGCAACAUGUUUGAGAACCUCUGCACCCUCCCGCUGACUUCGGACCUGUUCACCCAGGCAGUCCACCCUACCGAGCCCGUCCUGACCGUGGGCCUUUCGAGCGGUCAUGUCGAGACCUUCCGGAUCCCAUCCUCAGACAACGAUUCCGAGGAAAAUGUCGACGAGAACAGCAGUAUCACGAGCGGCAAAGGUCUGAUCAAGAGUGUGUGGAGCACAAGGAGGCACAAGGGCAGCUGUCGCAGCCUGGCCUACAGCUACGAUGGGCAAUCUCUCUACUCGGCCGGCACAGACUCGGUAGUCAAGCACUUCUCGCCCGAGACGGGCAAGGUCAUAUCCAAAAUCAACAUCCCUCCCCGCGGCUCCUCCGCCGACGACCCUGCCAUCAUGCGCGUUCUGAGUCCCCAGAACCUCCUCGUCGGGACCGACAGCGGGGCGCUGUAUAUCUACGACUUGCGCGACAAGUUGCGCGCCGAGAAGGACCCCAGCUCGAGAGACCCGCUCGGCUCGAUUGGUGCGCACCCUGUUCGCAAGCACUUCCCCCACGACGACUACGUUACCAGCAUCACGCCGUUACCGCCCAGCGCAGAAUCGACAUCUGGUGUCCCGCGGCAGUGGGUCUCGACCGGAGGAACAACAGUUGCGGUGACCGAUAUCAGGAGUGGCAUCAUCACGAGGAGCGAAGACCAAGAGGAUGAGCUGCUGUGCGCGGAGCUCAUCCCAUCCGGCCUGGGUCCCAAGAAGCUGCGAAGUAAUGCUGUAGUGGCUGUUGGGACUGGCUCUGGUGUGCUCACGAUCUGGGACCGCGGCUCGUGGGAUGACCAGCAGGAACGGAUCUAUGUCGCAGGUGGACGCAACAAGAAAGACGGCGAGAGCCUGGACUGCAUUGCGCGCCUGCCAGAUGAGCUUGGCUGGGGCAAAAAGGUCGCUGUGGGCGUGGGCGACGGCAGCCUCGCAAUCGUGGAUCUCAAGGCACGGGAGACCCAGGCCGUUAUGAGACACGAUGAUAUUGAGGGAGUCGUGGCUGUCAGCUUCGACUGUGAGGGGCGCAUGAUCAGUGGCGGCGGAAGGGUUGUGAAAGUCUGGGCAGAACCAGACGGAUCAGGUAACCAGGAGGAGGAAUCUGGCGAGGAAGACGGCGCCAACGGCAAUAGCAAGCGCGCCGCCGAUAGCGACGAUGAUUCCGAAGACAGUGAUGACAGCAGCGAUAGUGAUCGGCCAAGGCCUAAGAAGAAGAAGAGGAAGGGCGGCAAGAAGGGCCAGCCACAGGGCGAGGCCUUCCCUGGUCUAGAUUAG